Aspergillus mulundensis is the source of this 717-nucleotide messenger RNA. RefSeq names its product zinc finger MYND domain-containing protein. Bases 1 to 717 code for a protein of 238 amino acids. Gene Ontology annotation, biological process: regulation of transcription by RNA polymerase II. The record is from RefSeq and is a predicted model, not a curated record. Lineage: Eukaryota; Fungi; Ascomycota; Eurotiomycetes; Eurotiales; Aspergillaceae. Gene Ontology annotation, molecular function: DNA-binding transcription factor activity, RNA polymerase II-specific. The transcript has a single exon. Gene Ontology annotation, cellular component: nucleus.
AUGGCUGAGUCUGACCCUGCCUGUAACACCUGCGCGAAGAAAGCAUCGGACGAGGUCACUCUGAAGCGCUGCGCCAAGUGCAAGACCCAAUGGUACUGCUCCCGUGAGUGCCAAAAGACAGACUGGAAAGCCCAUAAAAAGACAUGUUCCAAGGACGCCAGCGAAGCCAACACAGGAGACAACUCUCGUCGUACCCCUAAAGGCCUUUCUGCCUUUAUCGCCAAGCCUUUGCACGAGCUCGACAAGGAAACCUGGCUUCACAAUCGCCCUGAAGAAGACGUCUAUAAGCUUCUCAUAGAUGCUUAUCGUCUUCACCUUGAGGAUCAGUAUGUCUUCGACGGGGACGCCGAUGUGGACAGCAUCUAUGGAGGACAACCUGACAGCCGUGACGGCUUCCAUCGGUUCUUGCGCCUCGCUGAACGCAAGCGCGGUCUACUUCCAUCUUGGUGGUCCCCUGAAAAGGCCAAGGAGUGUCUGGCAACGGGUCUGCGUGGAGGAUGGAGUUCAUUGGCCAACGCAGUCGAAAAGGGCGAUAUCAUUGAACACUAUGGAGACCACCAAAUGCCAAUGCAGAUGAGGAUGCUUUCGGAACAAAUUUGCGGUCGAGGGCCUGGUGGGCAGCCUGGGGCCGAGAUGCGAAAGAUAAUGAUGCAAACUGAAACAGGUGACAUGUACACAUCGUUUCUUGACGCAUCUUCAUUUUUGCGUCGCGCUUGA